AAAACGUUUACGGGUUUCGUCGUAAAUGGCCCCGCCAUUCUUUCCACUUUGCCCACUCAUCAAACGAUCCGUCCAUCUCCAUGGUUCAUUGACCAUGCCCCUUUCCCUCCCGUUUCGUUUCCAAAAUUACCGCGCAUUUGUGUAUCUCUACACGUAAAGGGACGUGGCCACAGCUUGAUUGUUACCAGCAUGGGGUGCAAUUGAAGUGAAAGCAAAGAGAAUCCCGUCAUUACAUACCAUUACAUUCAGUUUCCUCCACUGCAUCUAACGUUGGCUUGCGAGUUCCGAUCUUGGUUCCCGCGAUUCUCUGUCCGCUUCUCUCUCUUGUAAGCGACCGACCUCGUUCGCUCUACCUACCUAGUCAUCUCCAUUUCGCCCCCUUUUGCGCUCCAGGUCUGGGCAAUUGGCAAUCAAUCAAGCAAUCAACUUUGUGCAGCUCCGUUCCUCGCUAUCUGGACAAACAGCGUAUUGCAUGUGCAUUUGGGUUCUUUUGUAUCCGCGCAACCGUCUUCCUCCAACCACUUGUACGUUAACGUGUACGCCGGGCAGCAGCACCUUGACGGUACCCCAUGCCAAUGCCCGGGUGCGACAACGACGCAACUCUUCCACCUCCAGCUGUGAUUUGGCAGACGUGGAUCCAUCAACAUCCACAUCAUCCUACUCCAUCCAUUGCCAACGACGACUGAGCAGGGCACACGACGCAUUUCUGACCUUCUACAAACAUUCCCCUCCUCACCUAACCUAUCUGUUUGUCGCCAGUAGGGUCCUGCGGAGAAGCGAGCCGGCUAGGGUUGGGAAACACAAGACAGGCCACCACACCACCAGGCCAUCGCAUUACCGGUACACCGCAACCACUCGCAUCUUCAGCUCACUGGUAGACGAAAGUCAGCUUCCUUUGUCACCCACGCGCCUUGCAUUCCCGGAUCAUCCGCUACAGUCUUGUUCUGGCUCUUCAAUUCCACCCCCUAUACCGCCACCAACAGUUCCUCCGAGGGGAAACUUGUCCACAUUGACUCCUUCCAAGCUCGUCACGAUAUCUCAUCUUUACGAUUGAUCCACCUUCAGAAAGCGACUUACUACUUGCUAGUGUAGCUUUGCGGAUUUUAUGAAUUACACACAAUUGGAAACUCCAUCGCUAUCUCCGUGAGGGACUCCAACGGCUCUCCCGGGACUCCAUCAACCGUGACGACGACGACCCCGCUCGCACGAACCAGGGACACCUUGCCGAAACUUUUCACGUUUGGGAUAUAUGAUCUCGGUAUAUCGAUCU
Molecule: messenger RNA, 1270 nt
Organism: Neurospora crassa OR74A
Lineage: Eukaryota; Fungi; Ascomycota; Sordariomycetes; Sordariales; Sordariaceae
Exons: 1
Coding region: 473-1054 (193 amino acids)
Source: RefSeq, a predicted model, not a curated record